CAGCUUGUUGCUUAUUCAUUCAGAGUGGGAAAGAGCCAGCCCGGCUGGCCCCAGACCCACGGAGAGAGAGAAAGAGGGAGGAGGGAAGGAGGGAGGAGGCAGCUGGCCAGUCCCCCCCCCCUCCGCCCCCAUUCCGCACGGGAGCCAUGUAAAGCCCCUCCCGGCGGUGGUCCUGGCCUUGGGGCCAGAUCUGCAGGGAGUGGCUCCACCUCCAGCCCCUGAGUCCUGUCCUGCUGCCUUGCCCCAGACGGAGCCCCCGGGCCCGGCCAGCCUCGCCUCGGUGCCUCUCUUCCUGCUGCCCGCUGCUGCCUCUCGGCUCCUCGCCUAGCCUCGCCUGGUCUCACCAUGCUGCUGGCCCGGGAACCCUCCCGUUCGGGACUGGCCCGGGAUGGGCAGCGCUAGGAGCCCCGGCCGGAAAGGAGCUGCCCACAACGCCUCGGGGAAGGGAGGGCCAGACACGUCGGGAGGUGGGGGCCUUGGGAGAAGGGGCGUCGCUGCCGUUCGUGGCCCACGCCGCUAGGCCAGUCCCCGGGGAGGCAGGCAGGAGACGGACGCCGCAGAGACCAUGGCCCGAGUCUCCUGGGAGUUCUGGGCGCUCUUGGGCUGCGGGCUCUUCCUAGUGACCCGCGGGCAGCAGCUGCAACAGCAGCAGAGCUCGGACGCCAGCCCCUGGAGACAGAUGAUCCAGUGGGAGAACAACGGACGGGUGUACAGCCUCCUGAACUCGGGCUCAGAGUAUCUGCCUGCGGGCGCCGCGCUCCCCGACGGCAGCAGUUCCCAGGUGCUCCUGGCCGGGGCCCAGCAGACCACCGGCCGCAGGAGCCCCGGCCGCCCCAUCCGCAGGCAGGCCCCCUCACUGCCCGUGAGGGCCGGCUCGGAUACCAUUCGAGGGCAGGCCAGGCACCCGUUCGGCUUCGGCCAGGUGCCAGACAACUGGAGGGAAGUGGCCGUCGGGGACGGCACUGGGAUGGCCAGGGCCCGCACCUCGGUUUCCCGGCAACGCCAGGCGAGCUCCGCCUCCUCCUCCGUCUCAUCAGCCUCAGCCUCAGCCUCUGCCUCAGCCUCCGCCUUCGCUCAGACCACCUACCGGCAGCCAUCUUACCAGCAGCAGUACCCCUACCCCCAACCCCCCUUUGUCAGUCAGUAUGAGACUUACGAGCAGUCCCCCCGGGCCUACGAUGAGAGCUACGUGUAUUACCGGAGCGCAGGAGGUGGUCCUGGGGCCGGGGCCGCCGCAGUGGCCUCGGCUGGGGUCAUCUACCCCUUCCAGCCCCGGCUGAGGUAUGAGGAGUACGGGGAGGAGCAGGCCCCGUAUCAGCCUCAGGGCUUCUAUCCAGCCCAGGAGAUGCCCCUCAUGCCAAUGCCCCAGCCCCAGCCCCAGCCCCAGCCUCAGCCCCAACCCCAGCCUUCCGAUGGGUUGGACCGGAGGUAUUCCCACAGUCUGUACCACGAGGGAACCACGAACUUUGAUCAAGCUUACCAGGACACUUACAACGCGGUCCCAGGCCAGGUGGUGCCAGGCCAAGUGGCUGCUGCUCCCGACACCCCACAGGUGAACGGGGGCUCCUCCCCAGGCUUGGGUCCAGGCUAUGUGACCGAUCCCCGCCUGGGCUGGCAGUCACCGUAUGCCAAUGUGCCCCCAGAAACUUACAUUCCGCCUAGAGUGGUAGAGCCUCAGCCACCAUUCCGGGUCCUGGAACCCUACGGCAGUGCCCCAAGGCCGGAACCCUACCUGCCCAUCAGAAGCUCCGAAGCUCCCCCAUUAAAUGGGGACAGACAGGGCGCCCAGCAAGGCCGGGUCAGCGUGGGCAGCGUGUAUAGGCCCAACCAGAAUGGACGAGGUCUCCCCGAUUUGGUACCUGAUCCCAACUAUGUACAGGCCUCUACCUAUGUCCAAAGAGCCCACCUCUAUUCCUUGCGAUGUGCAGCAGAGGAAAAGUGUCUUGCCAGCACUGCCUAUAGCCCUGAGGCUACUGACUAUGAUGUGCGCGUCUUGCUGAGGUUUCCCCAGCGGGUGAAGAACCAAGGCACAGCAGACUUUCUGCCCAACCGGCCCCGCCACACCUGGGAAUGGCACAGUUGUCACCAGCAUUACCAUAGCAUGGAUGAGUUCAGUCAUUAUGAUCUGUUGGAUGCAACCACAGGCAGAAAGGUGGCUGAGGGUCACAAAGCCAGCUUCUGCCUUGAAGACACAACAUGUGAUUUUGGCAAUCUGAAGCGCUAUGCCUGUACUUCUCACACACAGGGCCUGAGUCCAGGGUGCUAUGAUACAUACAAUGCUGACAUCGACUGCCAGUGGAUUGACAUCACUGAUGUGCAGCCUGGCAACUACAUCCUCAAGGUGCAGGUGAACCCAAAGUAUAUUGUGCUGGAGUCUGAUUUCACCAACAAUGUGGUGAGAUGCAACAUCCAUUACACCGGACGCUAUGUCGCCACCACCAACUGCAAAAUUGCCCAAUCUUGACCUGCUCAGGAUUUAGUGAUAUCAUCCCACCUGAGCCGCCCUUCUCCAAACAUGGUCUUGCUUUUUCGGGCCCCCGUAAGCCCAGCCCAAACCCCCACAGGCCCUGUGGACCCUGGACAGGAAGAAAGGAGAACCUGGCAUCUUGGAACAAACUGGAUGAUUUAAGUGACUUUAGGUCUUAUUUUUAUACUUAAGUUUCCCAAAAAAACUUUGUCGUGUGGGUUGUUGUAUUUUUUUAAAUUUUUUUAUUAUUUUGGCCACAAUGCUGAGUGAAGAUUGCUGAUGAUUUAAAUUGAAUAAAACAAGAUUUUCUAUUC
Messenger RNA from Monodelphis domestica (gray short-tailed opossum), 2781 nucleotides. It is a transcript of the gene LOXL1, whose product is annotated as lysyl oxidase like 1. The record is from RefSeq and is a predicted model, not a curated record. Gene Ontology annotation, biological process: collagen fibril organization; peptidyl-lysine oxidation. NCBI's taxonomy places the organism in Eukaryota, Metazoa, Chordata, Mammalia, Didelphimorphia, Didelphidae. Gene Ontology annotation, molecular function: copper ion binding; protein-lysine 6-oxidase activity.